UUAUAUUCUGUUUUACAUUUGACGAAUUGAUUCAGCACUCUUUUGUGUCACUGACUGAAGCUUUAUUGUUGACAAAUAUUUCAAUUUAGAUUGAGAACUAACCCAUAAUAAUGCUUUGUAUCAGACAAAUGAUGGGGUAAGAGGAUAAAAAGAAGCUAUAAGCAUUCUCUCUACCCCUGCCCUUUGGGCUAACUGAUGUUUCCAUAAGCUUGAGAUUAAUACAAUAUCAAUCACCACCCCGAGGGUGGUGACUUGGUGGCAAGGUGCCUACUCCCAAGUGGUUUGGUGGAGAGGAGGUCAUGAGUUUAGUUUAAGUCUCACAGGCGUCAAUUGGGGGCACGAGACUCAUGCCCAUUAAUACUGUUGUAUGCAGAUGGUUGCUUAAUAGUUACUGUCAAGAUUUAGCUUUGCUAUUCUUACUGAUUCUUGAGACUUGUUUGGUUUUUUAGCUCCUCUCAAGCGCAUAAGCAGUUGGUCUUUUGAUGAGAAACUCUUCUUACAGUCACUUUUCAAGUUUGUCCCGUGGGUUGAGUAUCUUCCAGGAGGGAAGAACGGGUAGGAAAGAUUCCCUAAAACUAGAGACAAAUGCUGAAUCUUCCAAGGACUCCGAUGGGGAAGAGAUAAUUGGGUCAAAGCCUGAUGCAAACAAAAACGAGACAGAGAAAUCGGUUCCUUCAGCAAAGAAAGAUAGUGAGAAUUCACCGCCAUCAAAGCCGGAAGUUCCUCCCGACAACGAAUUUGAGAAACGCAUAAGGCCAGAGGUUAUUCCUGCAAUCGAGAUUGGAGUAACAUUUGCAGAUAUCGGUGCCUUGGAUGAGAUUAAAGAAUCACUUCAAGAGCCGGUCAUGCUCCCGCUUCGAAGACCAGACCUCUUCAAUGGGGGACUUCUUAAGCUUUGUAGGGGUAUAUUGCUUUUUGGACCUCCGGGUACUGGGAAAACAAUGCUGGCAAAGGCCAUUGCCAAUGAGGCCGGAGCAAGCUUCAUCAACGUCUCGAUGUUGACCAUCACUUCAAAAUGGUUUAGAGAAGAUGAAAAGAAUGUCCGAGCUUUGUUCACACUCGCAGCAAAGGUUUCUCCAACUAUUAUUUUUUUAGAUGAGGUCGAUAGCAUGCUCGGGCAAAGGACAAGAGUUGGGGAGCACGAAGCUAUGCGGAAGAUUAAGAAUGAGUUCAUGACACAUUGGGAUGGGCUGUUGACAAAACCGGGUGAGCGGAUUCUUGUUCUUGCCGCGACAAACAGGCCAUUUGACCUUGACGAAGCCAUUAUUAGUCGGUUUGAGUGCAGAAUUAUGGUUGGUCUCCCAUCCGUGGAGAGCAGGGAAAUGAUCCUGAGGACGCUUUUGGGAAAGGAAAAAGUAGAAAAUCUAGACUUCAAGGAGCUUGCAGCCAUGACAGAAGGAUAUAGCGGAAGCCAUCUUAAGAAUUUGUGCAUCACAGCAGCGUAUCGACCCGUUAGGGAGCUAAUACAAAAGGAGAGACUAAAGGAUGUGAAAAAUAAGGAAAGAGUUGAUGAACAGAAAAAAGAAGGAAAGAGUUGAUGAACAGAAAAAGUAGGAAAGAGUUGAUGAAGGGCAGAGCUCUGAAGAUGCUUCAGAUACGAAAGAAGAAGGUAAAGAGGAAAGGUUAAUUGUUCUGAGGCCAUUAAACAUGGAAGACAUGAGGCAGUACAAGUUUUUUGUUGAUGGAGAAUGGCGGCAUGAUGAGCACCAACCAUUUGUAAGUGGAAAUUAUGGGGUGGUGAACAUUGUCUUCUUAGCUAGGGAGCCUGAUGUGAUUCCUGCAAUUUAUACUCCAGAGACACCUGGUAGAUCUAGUAUGGAUGUGGAUAAUGAUCCAUUUUUUCAUUUUUUGGGAGCAAAUUAUCUUACAAAAGCUUUUGUAAUACAAGUUGGUCUAGUUGAUAAGAACAAGGCUAUGUGUGACUUUUGGUUGGUGUUGAUUUCUACUGCCAUAGGACUGCUAAUUUUUUGGUUGAGAAUUGUGAAUUUAAUUUUUGAAUAUGUUAUUUUGUGGAUAAUGAUGAUUGGAUAUUAAAUUGUAUGGGAAAGUGAAUUAA
Messenger RNA from Camellia sinensis, 2056 nucleotides. The record is from RefSeq and is a predicted model, not a curated record. Lineage: Eukaryota; Viridiplantae; Streptophyta; Magnoliopsida; Ericales; Theaceae.